UUAAUGAUAUAGUAAGAAGAAAGAGAGAAAAGCUAGUAGGAUAGAUUGAUUCUUUUAUGAAGUGUCCUAACCCCUUCCUGUUUUCUCCUUGUUUAGGUGUGAAGUGUUUCUCUUACUCUACAAGUGUGAUCAGUCUUGCUUUCCUACCUUACAUGUUUGCACAGAGUAAUAUUGUCAUUGGAAGUCUGCCGUUGCAAAUCUUAUUUUAUGGCAUCAUAGGAAGCUUUACAGUGAUCACUCCCGUGCUGCUUCACUUUGUCACAAAAGGCUACGUCGUCCGGUUGUACCACGAGGCCACGACGGACACUUACAAAGCCAUUACGUACAGUGUCGUGCUUUCAGAAAAGAGCACACUGUUUCACCAGAAUGAUGUGAAGAUUCCAAGCAGUGCACACAUGUUCACCACGUUUUACGCUAAAACAAAGUCCUUAUUAGUUAAUCCACUACUCUUUCCAAACCCUGAAGACUUUAACCAUCUAAUGGGUUAUGACAAGCCUUUCACUUUUGAUAUGGAAGAAGAAGAUGAAAAGAAACCGCUUCAAGAAGAGAAAUGAGCCUAUUGUUUUUAUGUCUAGGCUCACGUUUGAUUUAUCUUUCACUGUACAGUAAUAAAAUUGCCAUUACUUUUGUAUCUGUAAGUGACUGACGGUUAAACUGUUAGAAAAACCCUGUGAAACAAGAGCUCUGAAUUUUCAGUGAAUGAUAGUCUUUUACAAUAAAAUAAGCUAUGUUUUAAAACACA
Molecule: messenger RNA, 742 nt
Organism: Echinops telfairi (small Madagascar hedgehog)
Lineage: Eukaryota; Metazoa; Chordata; Mammalia; Afrosoricida; Tenrecidae
Gene: TMEM70
Product: transmembrane protein 70
Exons: 1
Coding region: 57-554 (165 amino acids)
Biological process (GO): mitochondrial proton-transporting ATP synthase complex assembly
Cellular component (GO): mitochondrial membrane
Source: RefSeq, a predicted model, not a curated record